CAGCAGGGGUUUUAUCUGAUUUCUCUGAGAGGGCAGCAGGCAAGAAGGAGCACAUCUCAGGAUACCACCACCCAAACUGACUGACAAGAAUAAAGCAGAAGGGAAGAAUUUGGAAGAACACUCACAUAACUAUGAAAACUACGCUACAAACCAGUUUACUUUUGUUGCUAAUUACAACCUCGAGAAGUGCUGUGAUCACUGGGGCCUGUGAACGUGACCUUCAAUGUGGGCUUGGUACCUGCUGUGCAGUAAGCUUGUGGCUUCGAGGUCUUAGAAUGUGCACACCACUAGGGAAUGAAGGAGAUGAAUGCCACGUUUUCAGUCACAAGAUUCCUUUUUAUGGAAAACGCAUACAUCGUACCUGCCCGUGUCUCCCAGCACUGACAUGUGUUAAAUUUCUGGAUGGUAAAUACCGAUGUUCAGAGGAUUUCAAAAGAAUAGACUUCUAAUACCUAACAAUGACUUUUCCACACAAGAAGCAUCACUGUGAUAUCCAUACUGGGGAAGAUGUGGCAAAUUCUGCUGUGCUUUUUUUGUUUCUUUGUGUCAUUAAAAAGUAACUGUUUUUGUAACUUGAA
This is a messenger RNA of Protopterus annectens (West African lungfish), 578 nucleotides long. It is a transcript of the gene PROK1, whose product is annotated as prokineticin 1. NCBI's taxonomy places the organism in Eukaryota, Metazoa, Chordata, Ceratodontiformes, Protopteridae. Bases 132 to 449 code for a protein of 105 amino acids. The transcript has 3 exons. The record is from RefSeq and is a predicted model, not a curated record.